Microthlaspi erraticum is the source of this 1092-nucleotide messenger RNA. The record is from the annotation of a GenBank genome assembly. NCBI's taxonomy places the organism in Eukaryota, Viridiplantae, Streptophyta, Magnoliopsida, Brassicales, Brassicaceae.
AUGUGGAGGCACAGAGGACACGUUGGACGCGAUAGAACGUUACUUUUGGUCUCUUCAUCUUAUUUCUGGCCUUCUUUGCGACGUGACGUAGAGAGAUUCGUUGAACGAUGUGUCAUUUGUCAAACAUCCAAAGGACAAGCAUCAAACGCAGGAUUGUAUCUUCCUCUACCUAUUCCGACUCAGCCUUGGACGGAUAUCAGCAUGGACUUUGUGAUGGGUCUUCCGCGUACUCAAAAAGGCUUUGACUCCAUCUUUGUCGUGGUUGAUAGGUUCUCUAAAAUGGUACACUUUAUUCCCUGCAAACGGACCACUGAUGCGGUUCAAGUGGCGACUCUGUUUUUUCGUGAAAUUUAUCGCUUACAUGGACUGCCUGCUUCAAUAGUCUCCGACCGUGAUUCACGUUUCUUGGGCCACUUUUGGCGUUCGUUAUGGAACCUUCUUGACACUAGCCUCGACAUGAGUUCUGCCUACCAUCCUCAAACCGAUGGCCAAACCGAGGUUACUAAUCGAUCUUUAGGUAACCUUUUGCGCUGUUUAGUUGGUGAUUCCAUCAAGAGUUGGGAUUCUAAGCUUCCACAAGCAGAGUUUGCACAUAAUCAUGCCGUCAAUCGCAGUUCAGGCUACAGUCCUUUCCAAGUUAUCUACGGCUUUUCUCCUCGUGGUCCAGUCGAUUUAUCUACUCUACCUGAUCGCACUAGACUUCAUGGCGACGCUGAAACUUUCAUGGAAAAUGUCCUUGAGACUCAUGAAAAAGUCAAAGAGAAUCUUGCCAUUUCCACCGCUAAGUAUAAAUCUGCCGCUGAUACUCAUCGUAGACGUUUGGUGUUUGAAGUGGGAGACUUCGUUUGGGCUGUCUUAACCCGAGAUCGUAUGCCUGCUCAUGCAUAUAACAAACUGAAAGCAAAAAAAAUUGGUCCUCUUGAAGUUUUGGAGCGUAUCAACGAUAAUGCUUAUCGUCUUCGCCUUCCCUCUGAUGUUCGCACUUCUGAUGUCUUCAAUGUCAAGUACUUGUCUCGUUACCAUUCACCAAUCACUACUCCAGAUUCAGGGACGAAUCUUUCUAACCCCGGGAGUCCUGAUGUAGCAUCUUAA